Molecule: messenger RNA, 1689 nt
Organism: Nerophis lumbriciformis (worm pipefish)
Lineage: Eukaryota; Metazoa; Chordata; Actinopteri; Syngnathiformes; Syngnathidae
Gene: rad51
Product: RAD51 recombinase
Biological process (GO): chromosome organization involved in meiotic cell cycle; mitotic recombination-dependent replication fork processing; DNA strand invasion
Cellular component (GO): condensed nuclear chromosome
Molecular function (GO): double-stranded DNA binding; ATP binding; DNA strand exchange activity
Source: RefSeq, a predicted model, not a curated record
AGAAGAAAAAGAAGCAAGCGUCACAAUCCUUCAGCCAAUCAAAAAGCAUAAGGAAAGAGCCGACCGAUGAGGUCAUCACGUACAUAGACGCGGGAACUUGGGUUAGCAAACAUUCCAAGGGGAAAAUCGCCGUUUUUCAGAUCAUGGCGAUGAGAUGUGAGACCAGGGUGGAGACCGAGUUAGAAGGGGAAGAAAACUUUGGACCACAGCCUUUGAGCAGACUGGAGCGAUCUGGAAUAGCAUCGGCUGACAUAAAAAAACUGGAGGAUGCCGGAUUUCACACCAUCGAGGCAGUGGCCUACGUUCCGAAGAAGGAGCUGCUUAACAUUAAGGGCAUCAGUGAAGCCAAAGCUGAUAAAAUUAUAACUGAAGCCGCAAAGCUUGUCCCUAUGGGCUUUACCACAGCUACUGAGUUUCACCAGAGGAGAGCAGAAAUUAUUCAAAUCUCGACAGGUUCUAAAGAACUCGACAAAUUACUACAGGGUGGUAUUGAGACUGGCUCCAUCACAGAGAUGUUUGGAGAGUUUCGGACAGGGAAGACCCAGCUGUGCCAUACACUUGCUGUUACUUGUCAGCUACCUAUUGAUCAAGGGGGCGGAGAAGGUAAGGCAAUGUACAUUGACACAGAAGGAACUUUCAGACCGGAGAGACUCCUGGCUGUAGCAGAAAGGUAUGGCUUGGUGGGCAGUGAUGUUCUGGACAACGUGGCCUAUGCUCGAGCAUUCAACACAGAUCAUCAGACACAACUACUGUAUCAAGCUUCUGCCAUGAUGGCCGAGUCCAGAUAUGCUUUGUUGAUAGUCGAUAGUGCGACAGCUCUGUACAGAACGGACUACUCUGGCCGAGGUGAGCUGUCAGCCAGACAGGGACAUUUAGGACGUUUCCUUCGCAUGUUGCUUAGGCUAGCGGAUGAGUUUGGCGUUGCAGUGGUCAUAACCAACCAAGUGGUUGCCCAAGUAGAUGGGGCGGCCAUGUUCUCUGCGGAUCCGAAGAAGCCAAUUGGCGGCAACAUUCUGGCUCAUGCAUCCACUACACGGCUGUAUCUUCGAAAAGGUAGAGGAGAAACAAGGAUCUGCAAAAUCUACGACUCACCUUGUUUGCCAGAGGCAGAAGCCAUGUUUGCCAUUAAUGCCGAUGGAGUGGGAGAUGCUAAAGACUGAGGAAAACCGUCUAAACACCUUCCCACCAAUAUCAAUGACUGCUGUGACCUGUACAGUACUACAAAACUGUUACUUGUGAAAGUUCAGUUCAGAUUGAGUAACAAUGAAGGUUCAGGUAAGACAAGGCAAUGAACACAAGAGACAUUUCCUGAUUCAUUUCUUAAUAUAUAUUUUUUGAUCAGUCUCAAUUUUUAAUUUAAAAAAAGUAUCUGCUUUCUAGUAACAAGUUUAUAUUUGUAAUAGAGCAAGUUGUCAAAACAGGUGAACUUAAGUUGCAGUAUAUGGGGGAAAAAAAAAGAAUUUAAGUGUUUGUGUUGACAUUUUCUGUUUUUGUAUGUAUAGUUUCAUUAACAGCUGCUGUAUGUUAACGGUGCUACCAGCCGUGUUAUUGUGUAUUGUUACUAGCUUUCGUGCGAGUUUAACAGGUAAUCUUGCUUCACUGUAUGUAAAAACAAACUAUUAUAGCAUCAAGCUAAUAAAAGACUUCACAGUGCAGACAAAAGAUUAAAGGAUUUUAAAGUGUAUUUCA